Molecule: messenger RNA, 1611 nt
Organism: Haemonchus placei
Lineage: Eukaryota; Metazoa; Nematoda; Chromadorea; Rhabditida; Trichostrongylidae
Source: the annotation of a GenBank genome assembly
AUGUAUUCUAGCUGCAUGCCCGACCACAAUGACAUUGUAGUGGUGAAAAAGACCGAGGAAGUUGGCGUAGAAGAUUGUUUAAGGAUAAUCGUUUGCAAACCUGGAAAGGGUCUCGAGAUAUGUGACACAAGCUCGAUCAAACUCUACUUCCCAAUCGGGCAAGCAGUCAUCACUAGUGGUGGACAACAAGGAAACCCGAAAUCAACCAUCAAAGCAUGUUCAAACUUCGUUGAAGAAGGAGAGAUCGUAUUCACGCAUGAUCCGGGAUGUAAGAUUUCUUUCGGAGGACCGCAUGAUAUGCAACACAGGUUUCAAAACAAAAACAAAGUGAUGAGGGACAUACUGAAAAAAUAUCCAGGAUUCUACCUACAGCCUGCCUUGUACACCACAAGGAAACAAUAUCGAGGAGGUAGACAUCUCACAUUCGGUGGAGACCUUCACAAAGGGGUUAAUACACUGAAAUACAUAGAAUGCAAAGCGAAAUGCGAUCUUGGGCAGGUCUUCCUAUACCGCAUGAAACCGAACAUGUUUUUCUACUCCAAGAUCUUCAUUGAUGGAACAAAAUGUGAAUGGAUGAAAAUUUGCGUCAAUGGGGAAAACGGUGUCGCCAAUAAUAAGCUGACCUGUGAUGACGUGGACCUUAUCAACAUAUAUACGAGAUAUGGAUUUGUCACGAUGCCUGGUGCAAGAAAUGGAGUUCCAAUCAGACUCGUGAAGGCCACCAAGGGCACUGGGAAAGAUGCUCUGACAAGCCGUCCAACACAAAUUGGGUUCGAAUUCGAUGGAGAGAGGUUCGCUGUAUGGUCAGUUUCGCGAGAAGUUGUAGUGUCUGGCAGAGACCUUGGUCACGAUGGAUCGAUCAUUAUCUACUUGUCUCAUCACGAGUGCUUGAUCAAACAAUAUGGGAUCAAACAACUGGGUACCAACAACGGCAUUGUAUACCAGAUUGACAAAAACAAACCGAUCGAUGGUGUGUCCACAGGAGAAGAAGGAUCAGCCUCAUAUGGGACAGCAGCUCCUAAAUCAAAACCUCCUACACUGGGCACGGAACCACCAACGCCGAAUGUGUCAGCUGUAGCUCCCAGUACAACAACACCGAAGCAGGUCUUGGACCUCGGAUUCUUACAAACCGUUGGUGAAGAAGUUGCCAAACCACGAACAGGAUGGCUCAUUUGGAUGGUGUUUUUCGGAUUCUUCUGUGGAUCCCUCGUUGCUCUUCUUAUCGCUGGCACGCUGCUCUACUUCGGUCGUCGCACAGUCUAUGCGGAUUGGUAUCGUGGAAUGUACAAACGAUAUGGUUGCGAUGCAUCAGGAAUUACUGGAGGAGUUACAGGAAGCGCAUUCGGUACCACAACAAGUGGAGUUGGUGGCCUGUCAACCAUCGGUGGUACUACCAUGGGCACCACUGGAGGUACAACAGGCGGAUCAACUAUGGGUACUACUACGGGAGGAACUACUGGUGGCACUACUAGCGGUGAUACUUCGGGCAUGAGUACUGGUGGUACAACCGGUGGUACUACUGGUGGAACUACAGGUGGAACAUCAGGAACGUCAGGAGCAGACACGGGUACUUCGGGUACUUCGGGUGGUGGUGAUAUGGUAACUAUGUGA